Molecule: messenger RNA, 630 nt
Organism: Vicia faba (fava bean)
Lineage: Eukaryota; Viridiplantae; Streptophyta; Magnoliopsida; Fabales; Fabaceae
Source: the annotation of a GenBank genome assembly
AUGCAUGAUAUGAGAUGUGGCCCCAUUAAUAGGGUUCAAGUCAUUCAAUUGGAUUUCUUUCAAAGGGAUGUGCAUCAUAUAUGUGGUUAUUAUGAAUCAUGGAGUAAGAAGCUUCAUUGUUGUGCUUACGCUUAUCAUCGAAACAAGGGUUUGUCUCCCAAUUCAUAUGGCUCACUAUCAUCCAAGGGUCAAUUUGAUCGGUUACUUGGAUUACAAGGCAUAAAACAUGACCUACAACCUGCAGUAACAAAAAUUAGACAAAAUAUUUUUCACUGCAUAUUGAGGCAAAAACAAACAAUUCAACAAAUUGGAGCCUUGUUCUUGCUAUUAGCUGCAACAGUUUUACAAAGUGUUGGUGAAGGCUCUAACAAAGGUUCUACUGGUGCUAAUGUUGAUCAAGUUUUAUUCAAUGGAAUAGUUCUUGUUAAGAAACACUCAUCAUAUCUAAUGACUAUAGAAAUGUCAAUUGUUGGAAGCCAUGUUGGCGGUGUUCGGAAGGGACUUGUCAUUGUCUCAACUUUACUCAUUACAGCAUUGCCACAUUUCAUUUUUGAAGGAAAACCGUCUUCGUCGUAUUGCCUUGUGGCUCUUCCACUAGUGGUCAGUAGCAUUUCAAUAUACCAGAAAUAA